AUGGUGGUUACAGGAAAUGAUUCUGAAGAAAGAAAGGCCCUACAGGAGUACUUGUCUAGAGAGUUUAAAAUGAAAGAUCUAGGUCCUCUGAAAUAUUUUCUUGGGAUUGAAGUAUCUCGAUCCAAUAAAGGAAUAUUUUUAUCCCAAAGGAAAUAUGCCUUAGAUCUUUUACAAGAAACCGGAAUGUCAGGAUGCCAACCAAUUGGUACACCAGUGGAAGAAUGCCUAAAGUUAUGUGUGGAGCCCAACCAGGUACUGGCUGAUAAAGGAAGAUACCAAAGACUUGUUGGGAGAUUGAUGUACUCAGCCCAUACAAGACCAGAUCUAGCUUAUGCAUUAAGUAUUGUCAGUCAGUUUAUGCAUAAUCCCGGAGAGCAACAUAAGAAUGCAGUUAUGCGGAUUUUGAGGUAUUUGAAAUCUGCUCUUGGAAAGGGAAUUUUGUUCACAAAGAACUCAGAUCAUCAAAGCAUAGAAGCGUAUACUGAUGCUGACUGGGCUGGUGUCGUGGAUGAUAGGCGAUCUACUUCUGGUUACUUUACCUUUGUAGGUGGUAAUCUUGUGACAUGGAGAAGCAAGAAACAAAAUGUUGUUGCUCGCUCAAGUGCAGAAGUUGAGUUCAGAGGUAUGACAUUAGGACUUUAUGAGGCAUUAUGGCUAAGACUACUCUUGCAGGAUUUGGGCUAUCUAUCUAGGCAACCAAUUCAACUGUUUUGUGAUAAUAAAGCGGCAUGUGACAUUGCUCAUAAUCCAGUUCAACAUGAUCGUACAAAACAUGUCGAGGUACACAGAUUCUUUAUCAAUGAGAAGUUGGAUGACAAAAUCAUGGAGUUACCAAAGAUUCGAUCAGAAGAUCAGUUGGCUGAUAUCCUCACUAAAGCAGUUUCAAGCCGAAUGUUCUCAAAGUUUUGA
Messenger RNA from Morus notabilis, 909 nucleotides. RefSeq lists its product as uncharacterized. The record is from RefSeq and is a predicted model, not a curated record. The transcript has a single exon. Lineage: Eukaryota; Viridiplantae; Streptophyta; Magnoliopsida; Rosales; Moraceae. Bases 1 to 909 code for a protein of 302 amino acids.